Messenger RNA from Closterium sp. NIES-65, 906 nucleotides. Lineage: Eukaryota; Viridiplantae; Streptophyta; Zygnematophyceae; Desmidiales; Closteriaceae. The record is from the annotation of a GenBank genome assembly.
AUGACACGUGCAACACAUGCGGAUGUUGGCUCUGCUGGAACCGAGCCCGGUCCGAGUAAAGACGGCACCACUGGCGGCAACGAAGAUCCGGGGCGAGGGAGCGCGAGUCUUGCACUCCCGUCGGCGGAGAUGGAGGGAUCGGCGACGGAGGGAAAUCACGGAGGCAAUCCCUGCGUCCAGCAUGCCGCAACCAAUGAGUCCGAGGCGGCGGCAACGCAACACCAUCUGACGCUGCUCCAGCCGACCGUGGUCGAAGUUUCUGCAGCCGUGCUGGAUAAGGACAAGGUGGGGGAGCACGAGUCGGUUGGGCUGGUCGGUGGCUCUCCACCUUCUGGUGGACGGGGGAGGCGUAGGCAGAGGAAGAGCGAUGGGGAGGACGAUUAUGACACCGCCAUGCCCGGGGACCUCAUUACGCGGGCGAAGAGGCGGCAGACGACAUGUAGUGCUUACGACGCCGGAGGCGCGGCAGUUGGGACACCGCGAGGCGCCAAGGAAGCUAGUGGCAAGGCGGGUGGUCAAGCAUUGCGCCAAAAGGGCCGACCCGCAGCAAGAAAAGCAUCUGGCGGAAGGAGAGGCAAGAAAGCAGCGAUGGGAACAAAGCCAAAACGGGGCGAUGAAGACCCCGGUGAUGCGGAGGAGGAGGAGGAUGAGGAGGAGGAUGCGGAGGGAGAGGAGGAUGAAGAUGAGGAGGAGGAGGAGGAGGAGGAGGAGGAGGAGGAGGAGGAGGAGGAGGAGGAGGAGGAGGAGGAGGAGGAGCAGGGUGUCGACGAGGAGGAGGAUGUGGAGGAGGAGGAGGAGGAGGAGGCAGCGGAGGAGGAGGAGGAGGAGGAGGAGGAGGAGGAGGAGGAGGAGGAGGAGGAGGAGGAGGAGGAGGCAGAGGAGGAGGAGGAGGAGGAGGAGGAUUAG